This is a messenger RNA of Cucurbita moschata (crookneck pumpkin), 2370 nucleotides long. Its product is annotated as amino acid transporter AVT6A-like. Gene Ontology annotation, molecular function: amino acid transmembrane transporter activity. The record is from RefSeq and is a predicted model, not a curated record. Gene Ontology annotation, biological process: amino acid transmembrane transport. The transcript is spliced from 7 exons. The coding region runs from base 614 to 2002 and encodes 462 amino acids. Lineage: Eukaryota; Viridiplantae; Streptophyta; Magnoliopsida; Cucurbitales; Cucurbitaceae.
CUUUUUCAAUUUUUGAAGGGGAAACCGAUAGAAUUCGCAAUCACAAUCCUGUUUUCAACACAAAACGGAGUAAUUCUCCGGAGGCGGAGAGAUUAGAAGAUAAACUAUCAACUACCCAUAUUCUCGUCUCUAUCCUUUUUAGUCAAUUCGUAUUUUGUAUGCGUACAUAUGGUACCGAUACCCUUUUGAUAUUUGCGUGUGUUCUUAUCUCUCUUUUCUUCGCCAUUGCCCCAGAGACGUGAUUAUUCCGCUUUUUUCUCCUAAUUGCAUUAUUGACCAUUCUGUUCUUGGCUGAAAGUGAAUCCCAUUCCGGAUCUUCUUGUUCGGGAGUUGAGUUUCUUUGAUUGCCUUGUCUGAUAAAAGGGGUCUGCGUUAAUCUCCUCUUUCCGAUCUUAAGAACCCAGAAGUGUUUGAUUUUCCGGUUAAUCGGAUUGUUUUAAAAUUUUUACAAGGAGCUGAGUAUUUAGAUUCUGGUGGUUUCUGUUAAAAGUAGCCAUUGACUGCAUACGAUCCUUUACCGCGAAGUCUUGAAAGUUCAUCUAUCAGAUUGCUUGAAAAUUAGCUUUGGGAAUCGUUUGGUAUUUUGCUUGAACAUUUUGAGAUAAUUGGAAAGAUGACCAUUGACAAUCUUGCACCGAGGGAGGAGAAGAGGUCGGGCAGGAAGAAAUCUGUGGUGGAUGAGAAAUCUCCUUUGUUACCAUGUAGACAAGAUGAAGGAGCUGGGAUUAAUGAAUUCAGUGGAGCUUCCUUCAGUGGCGCAGUGUUCAAUUUAUCGACCACAAUCAUUGGUGCUGGGAUCAUGGCUUUGCCUGCAAUGGUCAAAGAGUUGGGCCUAUUUGUAGGGAUUACUAUGAUCAUCUUCAUGGCAUUCCUUACAGAGACUUCAAUAGAGCUUUUGCUCAGGUUUAGUCGGCCGAGGAAGUCGGCUUCUUAUGGAGGUUUAAUGGGAGAUGCUUUUGGGAGAUAUGGUAAAAUAAUCUUGCAGAUAUGUGUUCUUGUCAACAACAUUGGUGUUCUUACUGUCUACAUGAUCAUUAUAGGUGAUGUGCUCUCCGGAACUACUGCGGACGGUGUUCACCAUGCUGGUGUUCUUGAAGGAUGGUGGGGUCGACAUUGGUGGAAUGAACGAUUUUUCAUACUUCUAGUUACAACACUUGGAAUCUUUUCACCAUUGGCAUGCUUUAAGAGGAUAGAUUCAUUGAGCUUCACAUCUGCCUUAUCAGUUGCACUGGCUGUGAUAUUUCUUAUCAUUACCAUCGGAAUUUCAGUUUACAAGUUGAUAGAUGGAAGCAUUCAGAUGCCCAGAUUGUUCCCUGAGAUUAUUGAUGUGUCAUCGUUCUUGAAGCUAUUUACGGCUGUCCCGGUGGUCGUUACUGCCUAUGUAUGCCAUUACAACGUUCACAACAUAAGCAACGAACUGGAGGAUCCUUCACAAAUAAAGCCAGUUGUACGAACUUCCAUUGGUCUGUGCUGUUCUGUUUAUGUUAUGACCAGCAUCUUCGGCUAUCUCCUUUUCGGUGAAGGAACUCUGUCGGACGUACUUGCGAAUUUUGAUGCUGAUCUUAACAUUCCCUUUGGUUCUGUGUUUAAUGAUGCUGUCCGUGUUAGCUAUGCAGCACACCUGAUGCUUGUAUUCCCAAUCGUGUUUUACCCGUUGAGAGUUAACUUGGAUGGCCUCCUCUUUCCAUCCGCUCGACCAUUGGUUCGAGACAACUUGAGAUUUUCGCUGAUCACAGUCUCGCUUGUUACUCUCAUAUUCUUGGCAGCAAAUUUCAUUCCCAGUAUCUGGGAUGUCUUCCAAUUUACUGGUGCAACUGCGGCUGUGUGCAUUGGAUUCAUAUUCCCUGCUUCUGUUGCUUUGAGGGAUUCGCACUGUAUAGCGACGAAAAGGGACAAGGUGUUGGGUAUCUUCAUGAUUGUGCUUGCAGUUUUCUCAAACAUCAUUGCCAUAUACAGCGAUGCGUACGCUUUGUUCAAAAAGGACUCCUCGCCCCGAGACUGAUCGAUCGUGACGCGUGGGAGAAAGAUUGCGACGCAGCAUCUUCAGCCAAGAAACCUCAGUCCUUGCGAAGCCAGAUUUUCAAUCUGUUGAUUUGGAAAUUGAAGGUUUUGGGUAGGAGUUGAGUUAAAAAAAUAACGAGAUGAAUGUGCAGUUGUGUUGGAUGUUAUUUGGGUUGUUGUGAUAGUGUUAGUGCAUUGGGUACUCUUAUCAUUUUCAUUUAUUUGUGUAUUGUAGUUCCUUCUCUUCUUAUCUGUAAUAAACAUGGUGGAACUUUUGAAACCCAUGCAUGUUGCGCACGCACGUUUAAGCGUGGCCAUUGUUUUUUGUUUCUGUGCAAAGGAGUGUCCUCCUAUGCUUUGUUUUUAAAA